Messenger RNA from Chanos chanos (milkfish), 1766 nucleotides. RefSeq names its product ANKH inorganic pyrophosphate transport regulator a (gene ankha). The transcript is spliced from 12 exons. Bases 47 to 1534 code for a protein of 495 amino acids. Gene Ontology annotation, cellular component: plasma membrane. Gene Ontology annotation, molecular function: phosphate transmembrane transporter activity. Gene Ontology annotation, biological process: phosphate ion transmembrane transport. The record is from RefSeq and is a predicted model, not a curated record. NCBI's taxonomy places the organism in Eukaryota, Metazoa, Chordata, Actinopteri, Gonorynchiformes, Chanidae.
UUUGGGCAAAGGUGGUGAUAACCGUGGUAUCAUUACCGCCGUUACCAUGGUAGAUUUUUCGUCCCUCAAGUCCUACUGGCCUCUUAUCCGCUUUCUGGUUCCUUUGGCCAUAACCAACAUAGCCAUCGAUCUCGGGGAACAGGCUCUGAACAGAGGUAUUGCUACAGUCAGAGAGGAUGCGGUGGAAACCCUGGCCAGUUAUGGUCUGGCCUACUCGCUCAUGAAAUUCUUCACGGGUCCAAUGAGUGACUUUAAAAACGUGGGGCUGGUGUUCGUUAACAGCAAGAGAGACCGCGCCAAGGCGGUGCUUUGCAUGGCUGUGGCAGGAGUCAUAGCGAUUGUUUUCCACAUCCUCAUAGCUUACACAGACCUAGGCUACUACAUUGUCAAUAAACUCCACCACGUGGACGAGUUUGUUGGGAGCAAGACAAGGAAGGCAUUCCUUUAUCUGGCUGCCUUCCCAUUGCUGGACGCUAUGGCAUGGACUCAUGCAGGAAUCCUUCUUAAGCACAAGUACAGCCUGCUGGUGGGAAGCGCUUCCAUCUCUGAUGUCGUAGCACAGAUCGUGUUUGUGGCCAUCCUGCUCCACAGUAACCUUGAAUGCCUUGAGCCUCUCCUUAUCCCCAUCCUGUCUCUCUACAUGGGUGCGCUCGUGCGCUUCACCAUCGUCGGACUGGGGUACUACUGUAACAUCCACGACAACAUCCCAGACUCCACCAGCAGUGAUGUGGGGGGAGACGCCACAGUGGCGAAGAUGUUGAGUUUCUGGUGGCCUCUUGCUCUCAUUCUGGCCACUCAGCGCAUAAGCCGACCCAUCGUGAACCUCUUCGUAUCCCGUGACCUAAAAGGUAGCGCUGCUUCUAUUGAGGCUGUUGCAGUCCUCACGGCCACCUAUCCAGUGGGUCACAUGCCAUACGGUUGGCUAACUGAACUUCGUGCAGUUUACCCUGCCUUUGAUAGGAAUAACCCCACCAACAAGUUGACAGUCGGUGUGGGGAUCACUAAAUCUCACAUUAAGAGGUUCACAUUCUGCUGCCUGGCUCUCUCCCUCACGCUGUGCUUUGUGGUGUUUUGGACCCCUCACGUGUCUGAGAGGAUCUUGGUGGACAUCAUUGGGGUGGAGACGAGUUUCGCUAACCUCUGCAUCGUUCCCCUUCAGAUCUUCUCCUUCUUCCCUCUGCCAGUGACUGUGCGGGCUCACCUGACGGGCUGGUUGAUGACCUUGAAGAAAACGUUUGUUUUGGCUCCUAGCUCCGUGCUCAGGAUCGUAGUCCUUAUCACCAGCCUUGUAGUGUUGCCUUACAUGGGGGUUCACGGCGCUACGUUGGGAGUAGGCUCGCUGUUGGCAGGCUUUAUCGGAGAGGCCACGAUGGUGGCAGUGGCUGCUUGCUAUGUGUACCGACAACAGCGUAAAAACUCGGAGUCGGAGCUGGUCAUAGAGGGUGAAGACGCUGCCCCGAUGAGUGAGGUCACCUCCAGGACCCAGUUGGAGGACGGAGAGGAGGUGCGAAAUGAGGAAGAGGAGAAUGCAUGACUCCGAGUAAAUACAAGCAAGUGAGGAAUUCAAAACGAAGAAGAGGAAAAAGAAGAUAAAAGUUUUCCCACUACGGAGGAGUGGGGAAUCGCUGCGGUUAGAGAAAACUACAAGGUUGGGGAGAAGGCUGGAUCUGGAACUCGAACCUGUAACCUGAUCCGUCAGCCUUCUCUCACCUUUUAACCCCCUUGUCUCUCGUCCUAUUGGUCACUUGGACCCUGCAUAAGUGACA